AUGCGGAAGGCCGAGUUCCUGGGCUUGAUGCUUCUGCAACUGCUGUGGGUGGCUCCAGUGGAGGGUCCAGGGCCUGGGGCAGAGGUCCCUGAGGUUUGGGCCCAGGAGGGGACUCCUGCCCAGCUCCCUUGCCGCCCCACCAGCCCCCUCCUGGACCGCAGCCUUCUGCGAAGAGGAGGGGUCACCUGGCAGCAUCGACCAGACAGGUAUGCACCCCGAACGGAGGCACCCCCAAGUCCAGCAGGAAGGGCGUCCAGGUUCGCAGCCCAACACCCAGGCCCGCCCUCUGCCCCAGGCCCCAGGGUGACCGCCACCCCCGCAGGGCCCCUCAGGGUCUCCGACUGGGUCGUCUUGAACUGCUCCUUCAGCCGCCCCGGCCGCCCGGCCUCUGUGCGCUGGUUCCGGGGCCUGGGCCGAGUUCCGGUCCCCGAGUCCCCUCACCACCACUUCGCGGAAAGCAGCUUCUUCCUGCCCCGAGUCGGCCCCCUGGACUCCGGGCCCUGGGGCUGCACCCUGGCCUACAGCGAUGGCUUCAACGUCUCCGCCACCUACAACCUCACUGUCUGGGGGCUGGAGCCCCCUGUCCCCACGACCGUGUACGCCGGAGCAGGGUCCGGAGUGGGGCUGCCCUGCCACCUGCCUCCCGGCGUGGGCACCCCGUCUCCCCUCACCGCCAAGUGGGCACCCCCUGAGGGAGGCCCUGACCUCCUGGUCGCGGGACACGAUGGCAACUUUUCCCUCCAACUGGCGUCUGUGAGCCGGGCGCAGGCUGGGACCUACACUUGCCACGUCGACCUUCAGGGCCAGCAGCUCCGGGCCGCCGUCACUUUGGCAGUCAUCACAGCGACUUUCCAGCGCUUUGGGUCACCCGGCUCCGCGGGGAAGCUGCUGUGUGAGGUGACACCGGCGUCAGGCCAGGAGCAGUUUGUGUGGAGCCCCUUGGACGAUCCGGCCCAGAGGAGAGCCCCAGGACCCUGGCUGGAGGUGCAGGAGGCCGGGCUCCUUUCUCAGCCCUGGCAGUGCCAGCUGUAUGAGGGGGCGAGGCUUCUCGGAGCAGCGGUCUACAGCAUGGACUUGUCCAGCCCAGGUGCCAGGCGCUCUGGGCAAGCUCCAGGUGCCCUCCAAGCAGGCCACCUCUCACUCUUCCUCACCCUCGGUGCCCUCUCUCUGCUCCUCUUGGUGACCGCGGCCUUUGGCUUUCACCUUUGGCGAAGACGGUGGCAGCCAAGAAGAUUUUCUGCCUUGGAGGACGGGAUUCACCCUCCUCAGGUGCUGAGCAAGAGGGAGGAGCUGGAGCCGGAUGCGGAACCGGGGCUGGAGCCGGAGCGGGAGCGGGAGCCGGAGCCGGAGCCGGAGCCGGAGCUCGAGCCCGAGCCCGAGUCGCUCUGACCCGGCGCGAGGGCGGCCAGCAGAUCUCUGCAGCUCGGUCCAAAUAAAGUCC
Molecule: messenger RNA, 1441 nt
Organism: Carlito syrichta (Philippine tarsier)
Lineage: Eukaryota; Metazoa; Chordata; Mammalia; Primates; Tarsiidae
Gene: LAG3
Product: lymphocyte activating 3
Exons: 7
Coding region: 1-1389 (462 amino acids)
Biological process (GO): positive regulation of ERK1 and ERK2 cascade; interleukin-15-mediated signaling pathway; T cell activation
Cellular component (GO): membrane raft; external side of plasma membrane
Molecular function (GO): protein tyrosine kinase binding; MHC class II protein binding
Source: RefSeq, a predicted model, not a curated record